This is a messenger RNA of Carassius auratus (goldfish), 1376 nucleotides long. RefSeq lists its product as uncharacterized. NCBI's taxonomy places the organism in Eukaryota, Metazoa, Chordata, Actinopteri, Cypriniformes, Cyprinidae. Bases 648 to 1376 code for a protein of 242 amino acids. Gene Ontology annotation, cellular component: plasma membrane; semaphorin receptor complex. Gene Ontology annotation, molecular function: semaphorin receptor activity. Gene Ontology annotation, biological process: regulation of GTPase activity; semaphorin-plexin signaling pathway; regulation of cell shape. The transcript has 8 exons. The record is from RefSeq and is a predicted model, not a curated record.
CUUCUUUCUUUGUGUGAAUGUUUAGGUGGUGUUAUGCUACUACAUGUACAUAUACAUGUGUUAUAAAUCUUCCCACAUCUUGACAUAGACGUUGGGGUGUGUUAGAAUGAGCCGUUUUAGGACGGUGUGGUUGAAUCUUUACUUUUAUAAAGAAUAUCUCUUUGAAUUUGAGACUUUAACCUUUGCAGCUUUACAGAUCUUCUUGCUGAAAUGAAUAAUAAAAGCCUAUUGUCUCUUUCCGCUCAUGUUUCUUAUGAACUGUAGUUAAGAAGAGUGUCUGUGGUUUCAUGUGCUAAAUAUAUCACUCUGAAAGACUGCAGAGCUGCUCUGGAUCCUCUCUGCGGCUGGUGUGUGAACACACACAGAUGUUCUAUCCGAGAUGAAUGUUCAGAUACUUCAUGGGUGUCCAUCCCAAAAAACUCUCUCCAGACACAGCUGGUUUCUUUUCAGAUAGCAGAGAAUUCUUCUAGAAAUGUACUGUAGACAUCAUAAUCAAGUAUUUUUAUAGUCAUCAUUUAGAAAAUGUUUACUACUACUCUACUCUUUACCAGACAUUGCCCUCUUCUACACAGAUUACUCUACAUCUUUCAUUGAGUCUGGAGAGCACAGGAAAUCCUUCCUUCUCAUGUACCUUCAACACAGGAACCAUGAACCUUUGUGAUGGGUCUGAUCCACCUGCAGUUUUCCCAAACUGCUCCUGUAGUUUUUCUGACCAGAUUCUAUACACUGGAGGUUUAAGGGUCUCUGCUACAGUUACUAUUGAGGAUCAGACGAUCACAGAUACACUGACGCUGAGGAACUGCUCUGGUAUCAAAGAUAAUUCACCAAAUUCUUCUUACACAAAGUGUGUGCAGUGUGUCUCGCCUGGGUGUCACUGGUCCUCUUCCUCCAAGUGUUGUGAUUGGACACAUGGACAUGGGCCGCAGUUACACACACAGAAGCCGGAGAUUCUGUCUCUGAAGCCGAACAAGGUUUCUUUCCAUGGCAGAAACAAUGUUUUACUAAGAGGAAGGAACCUGGAAUCUGUUACUAAAAUCCGUAUUCAAGGGGAUCUGGAGUGCAUUUCUAAAGAAUCUCCAGUGUUUGAUCGCUCCAGUGACACGUUAAGGUUCCACAUUCCUCCCAGUGGAACUAAAGGAACCGUGAAAGUGUGUGUUGUUACUCCUGACGACCGUUGUCAUGGUAACAGCUUCAUCACUUACAGUUCUCAGCCCAGCUGCACUGGAAUACAGCCCACAGUCAGCUGGAGCAGUGGUGGAAGGAAGAUUCAUCUUCAGGGGAGAAAUCUGGAAUUAGUGGAGUCAGUGACUGUAUUUCCCUCUAAUAAAGUGAUGAAAACACAAUACAACACAAGCUCAGGGAUGUCAGCGGUUUAA